AUGGCACUCGAAGGUCGCAAACUCUAUCGCGACGCCCUCGUGGCAGGAAGCCUAGGCUUCAUCACCUUUGGGUGGGAUGCUGGUGUAUUGGGAGGAGUUCUCCAGACCCCCGAGUUUCAAGCCGCGAUCGGAAAUCCGACAGACACCUAUCAAAUCUCCAUGGUCACGUCGACUUUCUUGCUGGCAUCUUGGCUGGGAUGUAUGGUCAUAACAUUUUUGGGUAGCAGGCUCGGACGCAAGACGUGGAUUUUGGUGGGCAAUUUCGUGGAGAUGAUUGGCACCAUCAUAUGUGCGUCAUCGUACUCGUACGGACAAAUGAUUUCUGGCAGAGUGUUUAUUGGAAUCGGUAAUGGAUUUUUGACGUCAAUGAUCCCUGUCUACGUCGCCGAGAUGGCGACUCAGAAAGAGCUCCGCGGCCGAGGCGUUAAUGGUAUGAUUGCAGCCGCAUCUCUCGGAACCGCGCUUGCAUAUUGGGUCGAUUUCGGAAUGGUCUUUCUUAAAGACAAUUCAGUCAUCUGGAGAUUCCCAGUAGCGCUUCAAGCGCUUUUCGCCAUCCUUACCAUAGUGGCUUUCGGGAAACUGCCGGAGACACCCCGCUACUUUUACAUGAAGGGUCAAGAUACAAAAGCUGAUGCUAUUCUUGAGCAAGUCUAUGGAGCCCCGCUUGAUCAGCCCCAAGUUCAACAUGCUAGAGCUGAGAUUUUGGCCGCUCUUGAACUCGAGCGUGCCGAGCAAGCAGCCCUCAAAAUUACCGACUUCUUCCGGGACACUUCGAGCAUGCAAUCCGCUCGCAGGAUCCGUACAGGUGUGAUCUUGGUCGGUAUCGCGUACUUGAUGGGUAUCAACGUCAUCUUCUACUACACAACGACGAUCUUCCAGAUAUACAUCGGCCUUGAGCCUCUGACCGCCUCUGGACUCGCUGGCGCUUCGACUACGCUCCUCGCCAUCACAAAUUACAUGGGAGUCUACUGGCUCGAAAAAUUUGGCAGACGAACUUGGCUCCUCGCAGGGGCAAGUCUCCAGACGGUGUUUAUGGCUAUCUUCACUGGGCUAUUGUCAUCUCCUGGGCCUAAAACUGGAGCUGCCGCAGCCGCGAUGCUUUUCGCCUGGAUUGCGGUCUUUGGUCCUACAUGGGGUCCAGUAACUUAUGUGUACGCUUCCGAGAUUAACCCUCUCAGAUAUCGCCAUAUUGGAUUCGCUCUCAGCGUGUGCGCUCAAUGGCUUAUGUCGUUCGUCACCGUCUUCGCGGGACCAAUCGCCAUCGCCGACCCCAAUGUCGGAUGGAAGACGUGGAUCUGGUUUUUGGUGUUCAACUUCAUUGCUAUUCCAUUUGUUUAUUUCUCCUGCCCUGAAACCCGCGGUUAUACCAUGGAAGAGAUCGAUCUGAUCUUCAUGUUGGACAAGGUUAAGGACACAUCGGCCGCAAAGACUCUGCAACGAGAGGGCGCUGAAGAGUCUGCCAGCUCCGCCGCGAGUAUCAAUGAACAACGAAUCUCCGCCGAAAAGAGCGCCGCAUGA
Messenger RNA from Rhinocladiella mackenziei CBS 650.93, 1518 nucleotides. RefSeq lists its product as uncharacterized. The record is from RefSeq and is a predicted model, not a curated record. Gene Ontology annotation, cellular component: membrane. The coding region runs from base 1 to 1518 and encodes 505 amino acids. Gene Ontology annotation, biological process: transmembrane transport; carbohydrate transport. The transcript has 7 exons. Lineage: Eukaryota; Fungi; Ascomycota; Eurotiomycetes; Chaetothyriales; Herpotrichiellaceae. Gene Ontology annotation, molecular function: carbohydrate:proton symporter activity.